AUGGAUGAGAGUUUGACUGUCAUCCUAAAGAGCCAGAGCCCUUUAGCAAUGUCACCCAGAUAUGGCCCAGGAAUUCCAAGAGAGCCCGACCAUCCAUUUUCAUUUUUUUCAACUCAUAAAGCUUCGAUCCAAAGGGAGAUUGUCAAUAAGCACAAUGAAUUAAGAAGGAUGACAAUUCCCACUGCUGGAAAUAUUCUAAAAAUGGCAUGGAAUGAAGAAGCUGCCCUGAAUGCUGAGAACUGGGCGAACAAAUGCACCCUUUCCCAUAGCUCUGUCACGAAUAGGAAGAUUAGUUGCAGCCAGGUGGUCCUCUACUGCAAGGGGCUUCAUCAUAUUGAUCCUGGACUUUUUUGUGGACACCUGCUUGGCUUUAGCCAUACUCAGAAUCCUAACUUGAGGGGCAACAUCCAAUCAGAUAUUCGCUACAAACCUUUUAAGGUGGGAAAGCCAUGCAGUGACUGCCCAGAUCACUGUGACAAUGGACUGUGUACCAAUGCCUGCAUGCAUGUGGAUGCAUACACUAAUUGCCCUCAAUUAACCAAAAGCAUGGGAUGUGAGGACCAUACUAUGAAAGAAAAAUGUCAAGCUACCUGCAAAUAA
This is a messenger RNA of Dromiciops gliroides (monito del monte), 600 nucleotides long. RefSeq names its product cysteine-rich secretory protein 2-like. NCBI's taxonomy places the organism in Eukaryota, Metazoa, Chordata, Mammalia, Microbiotheria, Microbiotheriidae. The transcript has 6 exons. Bases 1 to 600 code for a protein of 199 amino acids. The record is from RefSeq and is a predicted model, not a curated record.